This is a messenger RNA of Plasmodium knowlesi strain H, 12141 nucleotides long. RefSeq names its product conserved Plasmodium protein, unknown function. The coding region runs from base 1 to 12141 and encodes 4046 amino acids. The transcript has 2 exons. The record is from RefSeq and is a predicted model, not a curated record. Lineage: Eukaryota; Apicomplexa; Aconoidasida; Haemosporida; Plasmodiidae.
AUGAACGCACCUAAGCAUGAUGGACAGAAGGGAACGAGACUAUUCCCCACCAUAGACAACACUGCCAAGUGGAAGGGAAGGGAGAGAGCGUGGCCCACCGGAAGCCAAGCCAGUGAUCUAGAGAAAGAAAAGAACAACGCCUUCCCGAAGGAGCUGGGGGUAGCAAAAUGGAGGGAGAAAAAAAUAGUGGAAAGAAAGUGGGGAUGUAGUGAUGUGAAAAACCACGCGGAAAAGUACGCGGAAGAAAAGCCCACACGGGGGCAAGAACGAAACAACGACGUGACCUCACUGACCGAUGUCGUCGAAAGCUUCGUUGGCAUAGAUCACCAGAACUUGCCUUUCGUGAAGAGUAAUUUUGCUAGCCGCAUUAACAGCGAAAAUGUAGUGCCCAUAAUAGACCUCUUUAUCCAUAACUUAUUUUUUCACUUAAAAAGCAUCGGAAAAAAUAUAGACAAUUUUUAUUUGCGCUUUGAUAAAAUUGUGUAUCCUUUUCACUUCCCCUUUCGGAAAGGUGACAUCUGUGAUGAGUGCCUAUUGAAUGAGAACAAGAGGAGGAAGAUGAUGAUGGGGUGGAGGGGGGAAAGGUGGUGUGCAUGUGGACAGGAGCACCAAGAUAACGGGGGAAGGAAAAAAGGGAGUGAAUUUCUCCCCCAAGUUUUAAAUGCUUGGUGUGAAAGAGUAAAAUGCUUGAUAACCAUUUAUAAUAAGAAUAGGAAGAAGCAAAAAAUAAAGGAAUACUUAGAAGGGGGUGGAAGAGAAUGGGAUUCAGAAGAUGGUAGUCUUCUCUUCGAUCGAAGGAGCAGGUAUGACAUGAACGAAUGUGCGAAGGGGUUAGUAGAAAGCAUCCUUCUGGGUGAAGAUAGAUGGAAAAAACUAAAACACGUGUCUUUUUUCCCAACGGGGAAAAAAAAACAAUUCGUCAAAAAUAAAUCAGGUUUUUUAACCCAUGAAAGGGAAGACCACUUUUUACCUGACCUGUUCAGGCAAAAAAGAGAAUUAUGGAAUGAAGAAAUAAACGAUUUGUAUUUAAUCAAUUUGAUAAAAAGAAAAAUUGAAGAUUACAUAAAAAAUAUACAAGUGAAAAAAUUUUGGGACGUCAUAAAUGUGCAGUACUUAGCUAAUUUUGACUAUAGGUAUGCGGGGGGGGUAGGAACUUCGACCUCCUCCAAAGGGUUAGCAACUUCCUCCAAAGGGUUAUCAGCUUCCUCUAAAGGGCUAGCAACUUCCUCUAAAGGACUAGCAACUUCCUCUAAAGGGCUAGCAACUUCCUACAAAGGGUUAUCAUCGAGCUCAAGAGGGAUAGCUCCUCCCAGACACUCCAUCUACCGUGAGCCAAUAUACGACUACAUCCAAAUGGUAAAAAAGAGUAAGUGCAAGAAGGAAGGAAAAAACAGUCAAGUGGGAAAGGAAACGAACAAAGUGAAGAACCAAGUGAUGAAUGGAAACAAGACGGGGGGGGGCGUUGACAGGGGAAAGACAGACAAAGAAUUUAUGAUGAAGGAUCUCUUUAACAAUACAAUUAAGAAUUAUGAAUCGAAUGAAAUUCAAAUUUUUUUAAGUAAUUACGAUAACGUGUUUUUAAAGUCUAUAGGGAGGUUUUACCUUCUGCUAAAUUUCUCCGUAGAAAUUGUGGCUAUUCUAUAUGAGAACCUUGACUUGUAUUCCCUUCACAUUUUUUCCUUGUACAGAAAUUUCGAUCAGUAUGGGAGAGAUGGUGGCGUUCCUCACCAGACUGAUUCACAGUGUUCUAAACCAUCCGCUGGAGGCAGUGGAAGAAGUUUGGGGGAGCAUACCUUCUCCGCCAUCGCUAACAAACUUCUUUGUAGCCUUCCUCCAGCCCAGAGGAGACUUGACAUGGCCGUCUUUUUGUUGCUACGAGUAUUUUUGAGGGGCAAACAUGAAACACCUUGCGUGGGUCCUACUGCUAACGGUAAUGAACCAUUCUGUGUGGGAUCGCAGGUGUCUGGUUCCCUCCUGGACGAGAUACACAAUCUCAAGGUGGAGAAGUACAAGGAAAUUAUAAAAGAAGUGAUAAAGCUAAUUAAGUAUAUUAUUGAGAAAAAAAUCCAUUCGCAGAAACCAGUCCUUAAGUACCUUCUACGGGCUUAUAAGAAGUACAACCAGAAGAUUCACAUGUUGGAGAAGAUCAAGGGGAGGAGGAACUUCCAUUCUGAUCAGGUAACCAUGUUGAGAAGAAACUUCCUUUUGCACUCCAUGAAUUUCUACUACUUUGAUUUCUUCACCAAAGAGCAUUUGCGGAUAAAUUUAAGGGGGAUUCCGAAAUGGCGCAAUAAAAGGAAGGAGCUAAGAAUUCCGGGGCAUUGUAAAAGGAGAGUCUCCCUCUACAAAUGGACAUUCUCUCUCCGGGAAGUAGAUCCUUCCUCUCGGGGAUGGUGGUCCUCCCAAGGGGAUAACCCUACUCACGACAACCUCUGUAGAAUUUACACUUCGAGUCAUGUGUACCGUCCAUGGGAAAACUCCCACUUCGGGAAAAACAUGGAGAACUUGCUUUUCCGUCGAGUGAAUGAAAGGCGGCUGAGAAGGGCAAGGCGGGUGCGGCAUCUACGGGCGCUGAGACUUCGCGUAUACACGUACUUCAGGUUGGCGUUGCACCUGGGGGUGUCUUCCGUUGGAGGAAAAAAAAAGGAGAGAAGGAAAAAAUGGACAAGUAGGAAAAAAGGAAAGGGCAGUAGCAAAGGGAAGAAGCCAAGUGGAGGAAUAUGUCGCGAUCGAAAAUUAUCCUGUCGGUUCAAAAAGAAGGCGCAUCUGUUCGUCCUCUCCUUUUACAAGAACAACUUGGUGAAAUCUCUAAACGUAGAGAGAAUAAGGCACAAGUUUCGAGCCCUGGUGAGGAGUAAAAACGCAGUCUACAGAAAGGUUGUGCAGAAGGCCAGGGAGCGCUUUGCAAUGCAGAAGAAGACACAGGUUGAAGCACGCGACAAAUACUACGAUCUCUUUAUGGACGUAUUAAGCAUUAUCAAAAGACAGGACGAAGAGAUUAGGAGCAACUUGUUUGGAAUGAUAAGGGCAGUGAGCGAGCAACUGAAUUUGUUCUACAGAAACAUUUGUCGUUGCGCUCCAGGGGAGACUUGGGAGGAGAAAAACGUGGAGCUCGCGAUGCACGAGCGAUUAGGGACAAUGAGGAGGGAAUGCUCCGUUCGGAUGGAUAAGGGAAAUAGAGGAAACGCGGAGGAAGGGCAACAAUCGGGAGAAGGGGAAGAAGCGAUGAGUGACGAAAUAUGCAGGGAUGUGUGUAAUGGUGAUCAUCGUUUGCUUGGAAAAAUAGCUGAACAUUGUCCAUCCCGGGGUGGUAAGCGCACCCAACGGCGUUGUACGCAGAAAGGGAAGGACAGCCACGCAACAUUUUGCGCAGAAUGCCGAGGUACCAUAGACAAGCAUCUACUCCAUAGGAAAGAAAAAUUAUUCAAUCAUUUUCACAACAUGAAAAAUUAUUACAAAGAAAAGAUGCAAAAAAUUAACUACCUAUCAUACGAUGUAUCCAUUUUGAAGGAGUACCUAUGUGCCUAUGUGAAAAAAUUUUUUGGAGACAUUAUCCUUCUGUUCGAGUACUUAUUCUGCGUAUCGAAUUCUCCUGUUGGUGUGAAUUGCGGCAACCAGGAAGGUGGAGAAAAGAAGGAGGAGGACCUACUGUUCGAAUGGUUCGCUUUGUCCAGUGUGGAUAACUUCAACAAUGAAGGAGAAUCCGUGGGGGAUAGCCUAAACAUCAAGCAGGCCAAAUGGUCCAAGGAGAGUAAUUGUAUCAAAGGGAGAAAGCGCUCUAAAGAGUAUGAGAACUAUCUCCUUCUGAAAAAAUUAAAAUUUUUUGCGAAAAACGAUAUAAUACAGUUUAUGAGCAAAAGUAUUAACUGUGCCCAGAAUCAGGUACUCCUAAAAAUAGGGAAUGUCAAAAAGGCUUUUUAUUUAUUGCAUGCUCUACUGAAAACUCAAGGAAAUAGAAAUGAGUUAUUCAUUUAUAAGCUUCUACUGAGUCUGGUUGUAAAGUAUGGGGAGUAUUGUCAGAGGAAGGAGAUGAAGAAACGUGCAUCAAUACCACAGGACAGUUCCCUCUCAAAUAGGUACUCCUCCACGUACGAGCUGGAGAAAUACUUCCUACAACAGAAGAAGAGAAAAAAAUUUUUAUCAAAGUUUGGCCUGGACUGUAUGAAUAUCCCUGGUGAUGUUACUUCCUUUUUAAAGGAUAUCAUUCAGGGUUGCAAUGCGGAGCACACAGGGAAAGGCUCUUAUGGGAAAACGGUUCGGGCGAAUGGAAACACUAUGGAUAUUUAUACCUCCUGUCUGUACAAUAUGUCUAGCUGUGGUAAGGAUGAUCAUAAUUUGAAUUCCAUCUUGCAAAAAAUUAUAAAAAAACAAAAAAAAAAAAAUGUUUGCCUCGCUCAAAGUAAGGCGAAAACACAUUCCGGGAGAGACACAUACAGAGAGGACCUACUCUUAUCUGAUUUAUCCACUCUGUAUGAAGUUAUUCACUCUAAAAAUUUAGAGAAAUAUGUUGACUUGAGGGUUUUCAUAACGAUGGUGAAGAAGAGGAAAAAUAACAGGAAGAGAAAAUUCAACUGCGAUGAGAUACUAGCCACUGUGGACAUGAGUGAGAGUAAUGACAUUAUAAAAAAAGUGAUAAAAAGAUACACCAUUAAUUUUGUGGAUGAUAAUAAAUACGUUUUCCCCUAUAUUUGUAACACAUUCGAUUUUAUAUCUCCGGGAAGGGAACAAGGGAAUUCGAAAGAUUCUAGUAACCCUUCUAUUUCGCCUGAUUCGGAGCUGGACUAUGAAGUUAUCCAGUUAAAUAACAAUUUUAAGUUUUUUCAUUUUAUCAAUCCGGGGAGAGAAUACUCUUUUAGUAACUCCAUCUUGAAUUUCGUUUAUGGGUACCCGGUUCUGUGCAUAAGGAAGGACCUGGAGGAUUGUGUCGUCCCGGAGGUGAGUCUCCAUAAGGGGGAAACAGGCAAUGCACAUGUGGAAGGAUCAAAAGAAUCGGUACAAAAAUUGCUCCGAAAAAGGAAGAGGAAGGAACUAUUGCGACAUUUAAGCAACGUAGAUAUAUCGAAUAGUAUUCCCUUGAAAUACAUGCACCUGUCUGUCAUGGGUGAUAUAUUUAGAUACCUAAAAUUGGAACACAUCCUCAUAGACACUAUUAAAAAAAUAUAUGAAGAAAUGUUACAAACAGUUCAGGAGAAGUUUUUGCGGUCCAACGAUACACAUCACUUGGCUAAUGCUGUGACAUGCUUUCUCUUAUACUUUACCUCGUUUAUAGAUAUCCUUCUGGGGGUAAGAGACAACAACUACAUCAACCUUACCUACCAUGGAGACUUUAAUAUCUUCAACAAUUUCAAUGGGGCUUUAUUUAGAAAGCAGAAAAAGAAGCGUGGUGAAGAGAACCUGUUGAAAGGGUACGUCGGGGGGAAGGAGAGUUACGUGUACAUGCACAAUAGAUACAGUCGAAGGAGUACUUACCUGUGGCUGUUGUGGAAUGGGAGGGAGAAUGAGAUGGGUUCGCAAGUGGAACACAUAUAUGUGUGUCCCAGGGGGGAGACAAGCUUGGGAAUUGUCCCAGGGGGUAGGCUCGUGGCCCUCAUGAGCAACUACGGGGACUUCAAUUUUUCCUUUCUCAAUAACGGAAUGUGUGUCGACGAGUAUAAGGGUAAACAGUACCUGUUCGUGGUUGGCGGCGGGAAAGAGUUGGAAAAGACAACCGAGGGAGAAACAGCGAAGAAGAAAGGAAUAGACGACUCAGUAAUGGAGCGAACACUUCUGUUCAGGCACACAAACGUUAGCGUUCACAGCGUGGAGGAGAGCGUAGGGUGUGAGGAGUACCCGCCAUUUUUGACAGGAGGGAUCUUGUCCCACCUUGUCAGAUGGGGCGACAGCCACUUGGGAUGGACACAAAAUUUUGAGUUGGUCGAGGGGGGAAUGACAAGCAUGGAAAUGAAAAACGUGGAAAUGAAAAACGGGGGAGAGACAAACGUGGAAAUGAAAAACGUGGAAAUGAAAAACGGGGGAGAGACAAACGUGGAAAUGACAAACGGGGGAGAGGCACCUUUAGGAAUGAUCCAAGGAGGGAAAAAAUCCAACUCCAGUAACAUCCAUUUAAAUUCUAUCCGUCAAAUCAGCUUCACUCAUCAUGGUAAGAGUACCAAGUGGAGUAGCGCGACCUCCUCCUUAGUGGAACGAAUUGGACUGGCCCUAACCAUCCUUAAGGGUUACCUGAAAGAAACACUAAACCUGAAGCGGCACUGUCUGGUCGAUGCGUUGGAAAAUUUUAAAGAAUGCAAAAGAGGACUAGAGGAUAUAAAGUUCAUUUACCAUUUGAUCUAUCUCCUAGACCUUGAUGGGAAGGAAAAAAAGGCACCAGAUUCUUCCAUCUUUAAGAAGGUGUACUACUUACUGGUGGAGGCUUUGUUCGGUGGAGAAGGCACAUUGCCUGAGGGGGAAAUAACAGAGAAAGGGAAGGCAACUGAUGAAGGAAAGACAACUGAGAAGGAAAAAACAACUGAAAAAGGAAAGGAGCAGAAUGAGAAAGAAAAAAAAACAGAGAAAGGAAUGGAGCUGUAUGACAGACGCCCACUUUGCAUCCCUCCCAGAUUGGAUACCGAGCGAGUAAUAACAUUCAUCUUCAAUUUGGUGAAAAUCACCAGAGUAAUAAAAAUGAGAAAAGAAAAAAUUGAAAGGAUUUUCAAGCUUUUUCAAAUGUAUGUAGAACGAUCUCCAGAUUUUUAUGAGUCCAUUUUUAACAGGCUAUUUCUUUUUAUAUAUGAAGAUACGAAGGAGGAGAACAGGAGAUUUUUGAGGAAACACCUGAACAGCUAUUUCAAUGGCAAGAAAAUUACCUUCCAUAUUUUGAACCAUAUCCUGCGAUCCGUCCGUGCAGGUGGCCAACGGGGGGAGAGAAGAGUGAAGCGAGAGCGGGGGUGGUGCCUUCCAUGGGACCACGCAUCUGAGCAAAGGAGUGUACUUGAGAACCCCUCCCCUAUACAGGGGCACAUCCCCCGUGUUAAGGAAGAACACAGAGCAGACGCAUGUAGAACGGACCAACGCAGCACGUAUCUGUCCCGGAAACAACACCAAGCCAAACGAAGCACUUGGAAAAAAAUGAAAUUUUCCAGUGUGAAGGAAGAGAUAUUUAAGAAAGCCUUUCGGAUGGGGAGGAGCAUAUAUUCAAGUGAUAGCUGUGACUCGACCAGGCAAGGCGUGUUCCGAGUGAAACCUGUGGAGAGUAGGAACUACCUGGUGUACGAGAGGGAGAAGGCAAAUUACUUCUUAUGUCGUUUAGGAAAGAAGGCAUCUGUGGAAAACGUUUCUAUGGCAAGUAAAGCGAAGGAGAAAAGUUCCAACGUAUUUUCCGGUGGCAGUUCCUGGUUGGUAACUUCCCAUAUGAGAGAAGAACCCACUAAAAUGGACCAGUCCAAUAAGAAAGGAAAUAAAAGGGGAGAACAACUAAGAGCAUAUAUUUUAACUGAGCAACUGUGCAAUGACAACCUAUGGGAUGAAACGAGAAGUUUUUCCACCUCCCUCUGCACGAAUGACGAAGCGUCCAUCGCGACGAGGAAAGGUUUCACAAAUGUACAGGAUUUCACGCACAGUGAAGAGAACCCAUUCGGAAAAAAAUCGAUGGAUGGAUACAGCUCAAAUGAAUGCUUCCACUAUGUUGAUAAUUUGUACCUUCACUAUGAAAACAGACGGAAGGGACAACGAAAAAAAAAAAGCACUUGUAAAAUGAGGAGCAUAUUAAAAGGCGAUUGGAGAAACAAGGACGAAGACACCAUUAGGUUCGAAGAGAAUAUGAGCGAUGGUAGCACCCCCCUUAGUUGUACAUCCUCCUCCUAUUCAAAAUUUCAGGAGAAUUCAAGUGAAGAAGAUAGACAGAAGAUAUGCUUCUACAUGGAUGAACUCAAUAGUAGAGGUGGAGAAAAAUAUCUGAGCCUAUUAAGUGCACCAGACUUUAAAUUGCUAAAAGGAGUAAAUAGGAAUAAUAUAUUUCAAUCAAUUGAAGAUAUAAAGAGGUACCCAUUGGAAGAAGAAAUGGAAGAAGUAAGAGGUAGGUAUGGUGUGUACAACAAGGAAAUGCACCGUUUGUUGACCUUCCCGAAUGACAGCUCCUUCUGCUUUAUCAAAUAUAAGCCGAACUAUGAAUUCAACGAAAACAGGAGAGUUAAGAUAAACAAGUACAAUGAAAAGGAGAAGAAAAGGAAGAAGAAAAAAAUAGACAUUAUGUUUAUGCCUCUCUACAUUAGCAUCGCCGGUGGACUGGACGUAUUUUUAUUUAAGUAUUACCAACAUAUUUGCAACACAUAUGUGAACCCCUACUUUUAUAUGAAUACCUACUACUUCGAAAGGUAUAUUCGUAAAAGGUACCGAGGAAAAAGGCAUUCGGAGCAGUACCUAAUACACGACCCCUUUUAUUAUCACUACUUGUUUUGCAACAAAUUCGGUUGCCAUGAUAGUGCGAAGGCUCUUCGAGGUGCGCGCGUAGGUCCCCAUGCAUACGUGAAGUUUUUUAAUCACAAGGGGGGGGGAGAGGCUAAGAUGGUCUCUACUGAUGUGUUGAACUCUAGUGACAUUGCUCAUGUGCGUAUAAAGGAAGAUGUCGUCCGGGAGGAGGCCCCCUCUGGAGUAGGGAGCCAUGUAGAGCUGACAAACGAAAAAGUUGCGCGCGCUACGGACAAAAAAAAAAGACUAGACAGUGUAGUAGACAAGCGGAGCAAACAAACAUCGAACGAGGUUAGAAAAACUUCAAAAAUAUCAUCAACGGAGAAAAAGAAAAACAAAAUCGCAAAUGAAGAGGAAUACAACUGUGGAAAGCACAUCACGCAGAAGGAAAGUGAGUGGAAAAAAUGUAAGCAAAAUUUUUUCUAUGCAGAAAAUGAACUAAGUACAGAUGAUGAAGAAGGAAUAGCUCCAAAGGAGCCGAAGGAUAUUCAUAUUUUUAAGAGGCACUUAUUCAUCCUAGAUUAUUUGAAAGGAUAUUUUAGCUUUUCCAUUUUCACACGAAUGGAAAAUAUGAUUGGCGAUAUGUUUGAGAACUACUUGUUGAAUAUGCCCUACGUGAAUAAGUAUGUCUUGGUGAAGAGCGACAGUGGGUGCAGGGGCAACGUGGAGUAUGAAGUUCUGCUUCCGAAGGGGGCGGUUGUCCCUAUGGUUAAUGGGGUAGUUAGCGCGUUGACUCCAGGGGGCAUCCCCCUCCCGGAGAGACACUUCACAUCUAGUAGGCCCUUCCCACCUGAUAACGCGACCUACCACGACUUGGUGGGGGAGUGCUUCGUGCAUGGGAGUGGAGUGCAACUCUCCAUGACUGUGGUAAACGUGGAGUAUUGGAAGUUCGAAGACAUGAAGGAGGAAGACACCAUUGUGAAGAAACUAAUCCCGGAAAACUUAUAUGCAUACUUUAACGUGGUUAACAAAAUAUACCAGAAGAAGAACGCAGACAAGCACCUAGUCUUUCUUUUUAAUUUGUGUUAUCUGGAUUUGUGUGUGAACGAUUAUUUCUUCACUGUAAAUUUAGCAGAAGGUUUAGUGUACUUAUUUUUAACCACUCUGGAGGUUAGAACCGUGGAUUUAUACAAGGACAACUUACAGUCAGAUCAUUUCGACACGAAUAACUGUAUGUACAAUUUCGAUUUUCUAUUUAUUUCUUCUACGUAUAAAUCGGUGGAGAGUAGAACCAUCCACAUCAUUGUAAAUGAGCGCAUGGUCUUAUAUGAUUUUCACUUGAUUAAGAAUGCGGAGGAAAUUUCCUCGUCCAAGAGCAGGAAGAAUUUCCGAGUGAACCCUCCACAGAAGGAGGCAACAUUCCGUGGACAAAUGCAAAAGAGAGAAGGAGCCCCCAGAAAGGUGUCACUAACGGAGAGCCACCAUCUUCAAAGGAGCCUCCAGAAUAAGGGUGGAGAGUCCAUUAUCGAGAAGGACAAGGAAUUUGUGGGAGAGUUAACCAAGAAGGUUACCUUGCCAAAGUUCGAAGAAUCUUACAUGCAAGAGAAGAAGAAUGAAUCAGAAAAUGUUCAUAUGGACAUGUCAGAAGUAAAAUCCUUGUCAUCCCCCCAGGGAGAUACUGAGAAGGAAGAUCGAAAUAAAAUGUGCGGAGAAUUAAGUGGAGGAAGAAAGCACAGCGAUGGAGACACGAAUCCUACAAACACCGGGAAGAGUCGACAAAAUAAUUCACAGGAAGUAGAGACAAUAAAAAAGAAAAAUAUUUCCACGGAAAACGUAUAUUACAAUUUAACGUUUCUCAAAGAAUAUCAGGAAAAUGAAAUAAGAAAAUUAAAAAGCAAAAAAGUUCUGGAUGAUGUAGAUGUAAAGUUUUUUUUCACAGAGGAGUAUCUGAUCCAGAAGAGUAAUUUGCCAGAUAGGUUCAUUCGGGAGACUCUAAAAAAGCUAACUAGGAUGAAACUUCUACAGAGGAAUACAUUCAAAGUUAUGAAUAAGAGGAACAACAAAUCGACUCAGUUUGUUGUUUACACGACGUCGGAGUUGGAUGAUGUGGAUGAGAUGGAUGUAUGUGAGAGGAGAGUUAAGGAUGAGGAAGUGAUGGAACCAUGGGAAAAGGUGCCUGAGAGGGACAAGGAAGGUAGUACUUUCCUCCAUCAGUUCGGUGAAGUGGGUGAAGUGGGUGAUGCGGGUGAGAGGCGUGCACCGGGGGAAGAGCCGGAGAGGGACCAAGAGGGAGAACCCGAGGUUGGUUUGCGCAGAAGACAGGGAGGAACGCGUCAUGCAACAAGAGAACGGUCGGAAGAGGUUACAAGGCAGAGAUCGAUUCCGGAGCGAGCUAACACUCCGGAUCCCACCCCUAGGAGCGACAGGAGAAGGAAACUUCCAAUUGGACCUAGCGACCUGUGCGGCCAGAACACCGAAGAGGGUAAGCUCCAAUUGGCGAAGAAGCAGAAGUGUGGCAAGGGCAAAAGCGCAACGGGGGGAGAAAAUGCUCCUCUGGGACCGCCUCCCCCAUCUUCAUCCAUAGCACCUGCACCAUCUUCAUCCAUAGCACCUGCACCAUCUUCAUCCAUAGCACCUGCACCAUCUUCAUCCAUAGCACCUGCACCAUCUUCAUCCAUAGCACCUGCACCAUCUUCAUCAAUAGUACCUCCAUCAUCAUCAUCAAUAGCACCUGCACUGUCUUCCCCAUCAACGUGUGUCGGGAAAAUAAAAACCGAACGAGUGACCAAAGCAUCGCAAAAACGACUCGCGGGAAAAGUGUCCAGCAAUGGGAAGACGAAAAAAGAAAAAGGCACCCCCAUAGUUAGCAGUAGCGUUGUGAAAUUCGAGACUAGUAGUAUGGCCUCCCUUAUGAACAAUUCACUAGGCACCUGUGCUCCGAAUGAAGAUAUUGUGAAGAGGGAGAGUGUCGCUAGUGCGGAAAACAUCACUAGUGGAGCGAACAACGCCAAUGCAGACAUCGCCAAUGCAGACAACGCCAAUGCAGACAACACCAACAGCGGGUGCGUCUCUACGAUGCAGGGAGAAAAGGCCGACACUUACAGUGGUCGCCACACACGCCCUGGUGCACGGAGUGGCAAUCGGAAUAGAACGUGCAAAGGCGGGCAAGAGAAGGGCUCCGCGGAGGGAAACGAUCAUGAAAAGGCACCCCGAGUGAAUGAUUCCGAUAAUAAAAAAAGAACGAAUAGAAAAAGGGUUGUCAAAGUUGUAAAGGAAGAAUCAGUAGUUAACAGCAUAGUGUCCUAUCUGAGUGAGAGAAAAGGCAACAACGAUGGCACCGUUAAGGACCAUUCAGUAGUGAAGCAGGGAGAGGCAACCAACCCCGCCGGCAAUAGCUCCAAAUGUAGUAGUAGUAUGAACGAACCCAUGGAUUUCUUCCUGGACGAAGUACUAACGGACAACGAUGAAGAGAAUGAGAUAAAGAAAAGGAGAACCUUCGACAACUUAAACUUAGAAGAGACCUACGAAUUUUACGAAAACCAUAUCUUAAAAAUAACGACGGAUAGAAUGAACAGAAUGAAAGCAGAGCCGGGGAGGAACACCUCCACUCCUUUGUUUCUCAUUGUGAGCAGCUUGAAUAAAAUUCUAACGGAAAGAAAAAUGAACCUUUUGUCUCAGCCCACUGUACUGGCAAUUUUAAAUAUCAUGAUGAAAAAGAACAAGGUGGUGCGGGUCGGCGGUAACUGGCAGCCAACUUAG